Molecule: messenger RNA, 1237 nt
Organism: Podarcis lilfordi (Lilford's wall lizard)
Lineage: Eukaryota; Metazoa; Chordata; Lepidosauria; Squamata; Lacertidae
Source: the annotation of a GenBank genome assembly
AUGGACUAUCACUUCUUGGAUUACCACAGGGUCGAGACUGGAGGAAAGUCCAAUCCCGACCGAAUGGGGGACUUUGAUUUCUGCCUUCCAGAGUCUCGGACCCUGUUGCGCCAUUCGCUUGUACCCCGAUUCACUGAUAACGAAUACUGGGAACUUUUUAUCCGAGAUAGGGACCUGCAACGCAUCGGGUCAGCUGCCCUCACCCUCGAUCACUCCUUCUACCGGCUGAAGUGUUAUAAUGGGACCUACCUUCUUUACAGCAACGGGGAAGUCUCGCGGAGCCCAAAUUGGACCGAGAUCGAGGUAGGAGGGGCCUCACAUGUGUACACGGACUCAAACCACCCCUCCGAGAACUUGAUCUUCGGGUUCCAGUGCCUCCUUAUGACCCCGGAACCCCGGAAGCCUCAACUCCAGGGACUCUGUCUGAGGCGGUUCUGCUGCCUGUGGAGCCUUGGGGUCACUCACGAUUGGAAGGGGGCCGAGUACCUAGAAGGCUGGCACCACCCUGUGCACCCCUCACGCUCCCCCACAUGGGACAAUGUUGGGCCUCUAAGGUGCGGUGGCAUUGCCAAGGAUAGACGGCUCCUCAACACCAGUGACCCACUCCACCCAUUCGGUACUGCACCCCGACAAUUUGGCACGGACCCCGCCUUCCCAGGAGAAGACCUUCUUUCAUCCUGGGAACAAAACUCCUAUAUCAAACUCCUCAGCCAGGUGGCAAAGGAAGCACCCUACCCAGAUUGUUGGAUCUGCGCACAUGCACCCAGCCACCUUCAACAGAGCCUUCCCCUUGUCCCAGUGCCAGUGACUUUGGAGCAAUUCCGUUCCUCCUGGAACCUAACCGCAUUAAACCUGACACACCAGUAUCUGUAUCUCACCGGCCCUACGAAAGGACCCCUCUGCCGCAGCUUCACUGGAGAAGGGACCUUCAUCGGAUCCAGCACAUGCAACUCUGAUCUGGAGAUCCUACCCACUGGCCAAGUUACCAUCACCGACAUAGGGGGUUCCCAGACUUUCCCGGACCUCACUACUGCCUGGGGCACUGUUGUCGGCCACCCCCCCAACUGGAAGCCUCAACCCACGGACUUCAUGCUACUGCAGGCUUUUGCUUCAGGCAGAAUGGAGUCCUACCUCAGCGGCUUAUUCUGGGUGUGUGGACACCGUGCGUACACCUGGGUAAGCCCACACAUGUCUGGAUCCUGUUUCGUAGGAUAUCUCGUCCCCGGAAUUAGGGUAG